This is a messenger RNA of Nematolebias whitei (Rio pearlfish), 2855 nucleotides long. It is a transcript of the gene eml2, whose product is annotated as EMAP like 2. Lineage: Eukaryota; Metazoa; Chordata; Actinopteri; Cyprinodontiformes; Rivulidae. Gene Ontology annotation, molecular function: microtubule binding. The transcript is spliced from 22 exons. The record is from RefSeq and is a predicted model, not a curated record. Gene Ontology annotation, biological process: microtubule cytoskeleton organization. Gene Ontology annotation, cellular component: mitotic spindle.
GGAGAGGCGGCGAAACUGAAGCAGGUGAAGGGCUGUGCGUGGAUGUUUGUGAACGCGGGGGAGACGGGACGGGGUGACCGCGUGAAGACGAGACGGAGAGGGGCGAAGAGAGGACGAAGGACCCGGCCGCUGAGGGCGGGAGGACCCGGAGCCCAAGAAGAAGAAGAAGAAUAAAGCGGAGAAGAAGAAGAAGAGUGAAGGAUGUCUGAGAGGGUGGCUUCGUGUGGGAGUCUGUAUGACAGCACCAACCUGCUGCUGCAGUACUGCAACACCGAUGACACGGUGUCAGCCAGCAGCAACAUGGACAUGGAGGACCGGGUCUCCCACCUGGAGCAGAGGCUGCAGCUGCAGGAGGACGAGAUCCAGCUGCUGAAGGCGGCUCUGGCUGACGCGCUCCGUCGGCUCGGUCACUGCGAGGAGCAGAACCAGGGGAUCCAACCAGCAGGCGCUCACGCUGGGAGGAGACCAGUGGCUGCUGCGGCUUCCACCCCACCGACCAAAGUCCGACAGCUCCUGCAGGCUCUGCCCUCCAGGCCUCUGAGUAACGGCUACACUCAACAGAAACGCCUCCUUUCCUCGCCUUCAUCUCCAAAGAAAGAGGUGCUGCAAUCCAUUAAAAGGAAGAGCAUGUCCACCGAGCGACUGACGCUGGUGAGGAGGGAGAUGGCAGCAGAGAGUCGAAGUCGAACCACCUCCUCCAGCAGCUCCUCUGGUGGGAAAAGCAAAUCCAAAGAAUGCACCUUCAAUGCAGAGGACGGCUACGUGAGGAUGUUCCUCCGAGGUCGUCCCAUCACCAUGCACGUCCCAGACAAGCAGCGCGAGAGCUUCAGCCUCGAGCAGAAGGUGGCGCUCCCGGAAAAAAAGCUGAAGCUUCAGUGGGUGUACGGAUACCGCGGCCGGGACUGUCGCUCCAACCUCUACCUGCUGCCCACAGGUGAGAUCGUGUACUUCAACGCCUCGGUGGUGGUUCUGUACAACACGGAGGAGCAGCAGCAGAGACACUACCUCGGUCACAACGACGACGUCAAAUGCCUGAGUGUGCAUCCCGACAUGGUUACCAUAGCAACGGGUCAGGUGGCGGGAAACGCUAAGGAUGGGAAGCUGCUCGCGCCUCACGUCCGGGUCUGGGACUCUGUGAGCCUCAACACGCUUCACGUGAUCGGGAUGGGCGUGUUCGACAGAGCGGUCACCUGCGUGUCCUUCUCCAAGUCGAACGGUGGAAGCUUCCUGUGUGCCGUGGACGACGCCAACGAUCACAUCCUGUCGGUCUGGAACUGGCAGAAGGAGAAACAGCUGGCUGAUGUGAAGUGCUCCAACGAGUCUGUGCUGGCAGCCAUGUUUCACCCCAUGGACACCAACCUGAUCGUCACCUGUGGAAAAUCUCACAUCAACUUCUGGACCAUGGAGGGCAACACCCUCACCAAGAGACAGGGCCUGUUUGAGAAACACGAGAAACCAAAGUACGUGCUGUGUGUGGCCUUCGCUGAAAAUGGAGACGCCAUCACCGGAGACUCUGGUGGAAACCUCUACAUCUGGGCCAAAGGUGGGAACCGCAUCAGCCAGGUGGUGUCGGGCGCGCACGAAGGAGGCGUUUUCUCCGUCUGUGUCCUGAAGGAUGGCACCAUGGUGUCCGGAGGGGGCAAAGACCGCAAGGUGGUGCUGUGGGACCACAACUACAGGAAACAGGCUGAGAUGGAGGUGGGUGACUCCCUGGGUCCGGUCCGGGCUCUGGCUGAAGGUAAACCAGGUGAACUCUUCAUCGGGACGACGAAGAACGCCAUCAUCAGAGCUGCCUUCCCCGACACCCUAACCCCCAUCGUCCAGGGUCACACCGACGAGCUGUGGGGGCUGGAUGUCCACCCCUCCAUGGAGCAGUUUGUGACCUGCUCACAGGACAAGCAGGUGCACCUGUGGGACGUCGACUCCCAUCAGCCCCUCUGGAGCAAAACCAUCGAGGAUCCAGGGCGGUCUGCAGGCUUCCAUCCCAGUGGGGCCGUUGUGGCCGUGGGCACCAUGACCGGAAGGUGGUUGGUGCUGGACACCGACACUCAGGAUCUGGUCUGUGUGCACACCGAUGGAAACGAGAUCAUUUCUAACAUCAAGUACUCUCCAGACGGGAACUUCCUGGCUGUUGCGUCACAUGAUAACUUUGUGUACAUCUACGCUGUGACCGAGAACGGCCGCAAGUACAGCCGUGUGGGGAAGUGUGUGGGUCACUCCAGCUUCGUCACCCACGUGGACUGGUCAGCAGACAGCCACUAUCUCGUCACCAACUCAGGAGAUUACGAGAUCCUCUUCUGGGAGGCGGGCAGCGGGAAGCACGUCACCAACAUGGACACGGUGCGCAACCUGGAGUGGGCCACCUCCACCUGCACGCUGAGCUUCAACACCUUCGGAAUCUGGCCAGAUGGAGCCGACGGCACGGACAUCAACGCCGUGUGCAGGUCACAUGACGGGUCCCUGCUGGCCUCCGCUGAUGAUUUUGGCAAAGUGCACUUGUUCUCCUUCCCCUGUUCUCAACCAAGGGCUCCAGGUCACGAGUGCAGCGGGCACAGCAGUCAUGUGACCAACGUGGCCUUCCUGCACAACAACAGUCACCUGAUCUCCACCGGCGGGAAGGACACCAGCAUCCUGCAGUGGGUGGUCGCCUAGGCAACGCCCGCCUCAGCACCACACCUGGCUCCCCUCUCCCUGCUCCUCCGUGCCUACUGGAAGCCUAAAACACACAGAACCGGCCCGACCCGCUGACCUCAGAGCAGAAUCUCUGCCUCGCCGACCACGCCUGUGAUUUUUAUCGUGCCUGGACCGUUUCCGUUUUAACCCUCUUUAACGGAGAGCGUCACUCGUUUUAAAUG